Messenger RNA from Fraxinus pennsylvanica, 816 nucleotides. The record is from the annotation of a GenBank genome assembly. NCBI's taxonomy places the organism in Eukaryota, Viridiplantae, Streptophyta, Magnoliopsida, Lamiales, Oleaceae.
AUGAAUUCAAAAGUUCAGGUGCCAUUUGAGAAAGUAGAAGGAAUAGAUCUUUCUAGGGCGGUGGAGACUCGUUCGAAUUAUCAAUUGCAAACUCAAAUCCAUGAUCUUCAGCAUCACAUGGACUCCUCUCCUGUGCAUUCCACUCCUUCCGUUGAAGAAGACGAGUGGGACACUGAUGGAUUUGUGAUUCCAAGCUUGGGCAUUGGAGAUCCAGACCAGAAUCAAACUGUUUCUCCAAAAGUAGAAGAUUCUAAACCGUCCACAAUUCAGGCUAAUAAAGAAGAGAAGAUAUAUCUCGGACCACACGGAGCCCCACCAUCACAUUCGAAGCUGCAAGAGCUGAAUUCUUCUAGCCGCAAGCAGAGGUUUAGACAGAAACUUAAGGAAGCGGAUAGGCAAUACAGUGCAACUGGGCGGGAAAAUAAGGUCGAUGACUUGAGAGAGCUUGUGGGUGGUGGAAGAAUGUCCUCCAACACUUCAAAGAGGGUAUACUCUGUCACCAUAGAUGCUGAAGAAGGAACAGCAAGAGUUUCCGGGUUGGUCGACCCGAACAUACUUAUGCGGGCCUUAGCAAGGACCGGGUACCAUGCAGAGCUGAAAUGGGUCAAGUUAAAGCACCCGGAAUUAAGUAGAAGUUAUUAUAGUGACUAUGGUCAGUACAAUUAUGGACAUGGGUACAAUGACCCGUAUGGAUAUCCACGGACUUUACCGAAUCAUUCAUGGUAUCAUUACCCGAGAAGAUCUGGAUAUCCGUUCCACGGGUCAGGCUAUUUUCACUCGUCUCUGCCCCUGCCUAGGUACGUUCCCCUGUUCUAA